AUGGCGUCGACCUCGGCCAAGACUCCAGCUAGCCACGGGCACAGCUUUAGACAGAAAACGUUCCAUAAACCUACGUUCUGCCAUAGCUGCACCGAUCGGCUCUGGGGCAUCAUUGGACAGGGGAACUACAUCUGCGAAGUUUGCAACUUCAUGGUGCAUGAACGCUGUCUCACGGCCGUCGUGUCUCCCUGCUCCAGCAUCGCGGCAAACCUCAUUAAGAAUCCGGUUGCACAUUGCUGGUCCGAACCGGUACAUCAUAAAAAGAAAUUUUGCAAUGUUUGUCGAAAACGUCUUGAGGACACGUCUCCGUCCGUACACUGUGAAAUUUGCGAGUACUUUGUGCACACGGAUUGUCAAGACUUUGCUUUGGCGGAUUGCAAGGAGAAUGCGACGUACCUGCCGGGAAAGGACCUGUCGUCAGUCACUCAUACACAUCACUGGCGAGAAGGAAAUUUGCCGACCAAUUCAAAAUGCGCUGUAUGCAAAAAGGGCUGCUGUUCUACUGAGUGCCUGUCGGGAUUUCGAUGCGAGUGGUGUGGCAUGACGUUACACUCUUAUUGCCGCAAAAGUCCGGCCGUAAGACAAGAAUGCACCUUCGGAAGUUUAGAACCGAUUUAUCUACCUCCAUACGCAAUCAGCAUCCCGCGAAGCGAUGUGCCAAUGGAGGCAAUCAUCGGUGUACAUUCUCGACGGAGAGAAAUCUCAACGCAUAACACCGGAGAGCAAUUUGAUUUUGCUGAGAGCGAACGAAUUGGGGCGACAGGUCAUCUAGCCGAAGCUUUCAGGCGCCUUUCACUAGUUUUUCCACGUAGCUGCCAUGGAAAUUGUCAUGCUUCCCCUCCUUAUGUUCGAGCGCGAAGUAUCUCGGAGGAAUUUAGCAGCGGAGACACUAAAAAUCGUGACAGCGAUGACGCGAUGCAACCCAGCACCGGUCACAAUAGAGAUCCUAAAUCUCCAAAGGAUAAGGACGAUAAAGAACGAGGUGAUGAAGAAAUGAUUAAAGUUUACGACGGCAAUUUGUCCCUUAAGCGAAAAAUAUUCCGGGUAAUCUCAGUUCCUCGGCAAGCAUCUACAGCGGAAGUUUUAGCGGCGGCUCUUAAAGCGUAUCACAUCACGGAAGUACAUCUGAGUUCUUUUUAUCUAACUGAUUUGUACGCGCCCGAAGAGACGCGGUUGUGUGAUCCAACGCCAGUACUUAAUUUGCAUCGUAAAGAAGGCAAACGCCGAGGUGUUUUUCUGCGACAUAGAGACCAAUUAAGUAGUGAAGUUCGUGUCUACCCUGGUAAACUUAAUGUACUUCAAACUUAUUGUACAGUAACAAUAAAUGAAGAAACAACAGUAGCUGAUCUUAUGAGUGAAGCACUGGUUCAAUUUAACCAACCCAACGCAAACAUUGAAGACUAUAGAUGCAGUGAAGUUCUCAUGGAUCGUGAUGAGAGGGUGAUGGACACUGCCGAAAAGCCAUUGGAGAUAUUAAAACAAUUAGGAAAAGAUUCUAUUAGACAACGGGAGCUAAUGAGAUUUUAUCUACAAUUAAAACAAGAUCCACACGGUUCUAAUGUCGCACUAUACGUUGCCAAUUUACCAGCAAGCUUAAAUGAGAAGCUUUAUGAAAAUAUUCUCAUUGAUUUUUUAGGAAUAGAAAACAAAUUCAAGUCGAUCGGUCCAAUUUAUUAUGAGCACGGGUGCAUGGUAAUAAUUUACGAAGACCUGGAGAAAGCCGUUCGUGCAUUAUACAUCCUACGUGAAUCGAAAUAUGAAGACAAAAAUCUGCUGGUUAUGCUUCUACCAAGUAUUGAACCAACCAUGAUACCAGCGGGUGUCCAACCACUGUUGGUAUUUGUCAACGUCAAAUCGGGUGGAUGCCAAGGUCACGAAUUAGUCACCAGUUUCCGCAAACUCUUGAAUCCAUACCAAGUAUUUGACUUGGACAAUGGCGGUCCACUUCCCGGGAUGUAUAUGUUUCGGCAUAUAAGGAAUUACAAGAUACUUGUUUGCGGUGGCGAUGGCACGAUAGGAUGGGUAUUACAGUGUUUAGACAAUGUAGGACAAGACAGUGAGUGCUCGUCACCAGCCUGUGCAAUUGUGCCCUUAGGAACGGGUAACGAUCUUGCACGAGUAUUAUGUUGGGGACCCGGUUAUACUGGUGGCGAAGAUCCAAUUAAUCUUCUACGAGAUGUUAUCGAUGCUGAAGAGAUUAUGCUCGACAGGUGGACUGUUGUAUUUCAUCCUCAAGAUCAAGAUGAUGCUACGGGAGCUGGAUCUACGAGUGAAGAUAACGCACAAAUGUUUGUUAUGAAUAAUUACUUCGGUCUUGGUAUUGACGCGGACCUAUGCCUGGGAUUUCACAACGCCCGGGAAGAAAAUCCUGAUAAAUUCAACAGUCGAUUGCACAAUAAAGGAGUCUACGUUAAAAUGGGAGUAAAGAAAAUGUUGGAUAAAACGUGCCGAGAUAUGCAAAGGAAAAUUAGGCUGGAGGUUGACAAUAAAGUGAUUGAUCUGCCGCCACUCGAAGGAAUGAUUAUUUUAAACAUCCAGAGCUGGGGUUCUGGAGCAAAGCCAUGGGGCGAUGGCCCAGACGACCAAUUCCGUAAACCAAAUCAUUACGACGGUUUAUUAGAGGUCGUAGGAGUUACAGGCGUUGCACACUUGGGACAAAUCCAAUCUGGUUUCCGCUCAGCUAUGAGAAUAGCACAAGGCGGACAUAUAAAAAUUCAUUUGAGUUCGGAUGUACCAGUACAAGUCGAUGGUGAGCCAUGGACCCAGACUCCAAGUGUAGUAGUUAUUCUCAAGUCUGCUCUCAAGGCCGCGAUGCUGAAGAAGACGAAGGGUAAAGUCAAGCGACGGGAUACAGACGCAAAUAUGCCAUCAACAGGACCACAACCAUCAACAUCCAAUGAUCCAACGGAUCCAGAGGUAUUCUGA
Messenger RNA from Cotesia congregata, 2925 nucleotides. The record is from the annotation of a GenBank genome assembly. NCBI's taxonomy places the organism in Eukaryota, Metazoa, Arthropoda, Insecta, Hymenoptera, Braconidae.